AUGGGCCGUACUCAAAAUCAAGACACUCAAAGCCAACAACAGUUACCUAAACUUGCCAACCUGUGUCCAGAGUUACUACGCCAAAUAUUUGGCUACUUCUGCUUACACUGCCGCGGAAAACAAGAAUACCUGACCGAUAACCCUGAACAACUUGCCCACUUACUGCGAAGAUCACGUUUUCGUGAUAUCAGUCGGGAUAUUCUUCAUCAUUUCCUACAGAAACCUUUGGUACAGAAAUCAUUGCCCCUCUUCAUAAGGACCAUCGCUUCACAGCGACAUCUUGCCUCAUCUACCAAGGCUGUCAUCUUCUAUUGCGAACAAUCUCCAAACGCGACAGAGAAUAUAGAAUCGCAUGCGAGCACUCUACCAGCUGAGCUGCUAUUUAUUCUUCUUGCCUUGUUGCCCAACUGUCCACACUUGGCUCUUAAUAUUUCAGCUCAUCAGACAUAUGACCAAAUGCAGGCAUUGGAGGUCCUUGGGGUUUCCAGUCUCCCGGUGAGAAGCCUCGAGCUUCGUGGGGACUUUGAUCUGAAAUGGCUUUCAACGCAGCUUAUACCCAUUUCACCAGGUCUCGAAACUCUGACUCUAUACACGUCACUGCCACUGCCUGAAAUAUCGAGUUUGAAGGCACUUGAGCUCAGAGGUUUUAGGUUGAGUCCCGAUCAACUCGACAAGAUCCUUCCCUCGUGUACCGGUAGUCUGAAGGCGUUCACAUAUGAAGCCACUCAUGCUACUUCCUCGCACACUGAUCAGCUUCAUCGCUGGCAAGUUCAAGCAAGCCAUAUCGUCAGUCACCUCGAGAAGCACCGCGCAAGUCUCGAGUUGCUUCAUCUUGAUCUUCGUAUCCGGGGCUUUAUGAGUCGAGACACCAAGACAGACCCAAUGCCCCACCUGGAGAACUUUGCAGCGUUACAAGAGCUGUUUCUCAACAGCAAUUCAGUGCGCAGCACUCAGAAUUUGGAGUUCCCUGACGAGAAGUCACUCACAAGUUUUCUUCCCCCAAACAUCACGUCUCUCACUCUUGUGGAACCAGAUUUCCCUCCACCCCCCGAACGUCUAAAGAAGGGGUUGUUGGGACUUGCGAAUAUUAGAAGAGAGCAGAGCCGAUUUCCCAGGCUGAAACGAGUGGCAUGCGACGCCAAGAACAUAUUCGAGGAAAGUCACACCAAAGAUUUACUCUCACAAGUUGGUACUGGGCUUCAAUACAAAGAGUUUCCAAAACCCGACUGGGCUUACGAUCGGCUAAGUUCGGUCGAUUCCCCGUUCAUCAGUAGCAUGAGAGAUGAUGAUGAAGACUUACCUGCCGCUUGGUUUCGGGAUGGUUGA
This is a messenger RNA of Fusarium redolens, 1326 nucleotides long. RefSeq lists its product as uncharacterized. Lineage: Eukaryota; Fungi; Ascomycota; Sordariomycetes; Hypocreales; Nectriaceae. The record is from RefSeq and is a predicted model, not a curated record. The transcript is spliced from 4 exons. Bases 1 to 1326 code for a protein of 441 amino acids.